AGCAUCCAUUAAAUAAAAAGUAUACCAUUCUUCCAUCCCCUUACAACUACCCCUACCCCAUCCAAUUUACAACACCCACCCCCAAACCCAAGAAUAAUUAGUACAUACUAUACAUCCAAAAUGAGCUACACAAUCACCACCCCCCCACCCACCCUCCUCCCCCCCACCAGCGCCGCCAUGAUCUCCUUCCUGGAGAACUUCUACCGCAUCAGCGACACCGAAUCCCUGCAUAACGAAUACGUGACGAAUUUCACGGAAGAUGCGACGCUCAUUAUGGGCUCGAAGGUUGCGAAGGGGUUGGAUGAAAUCCUCACCCUCCGCCACGGCCUCUGGACCCACGUCGCGCGCCGCAAACACACCCCCGAGCGGGUGUAUUUCGGCGCGGAGCGAGAACUCAUGCUGUAUGGGACGGUGAAGUAUGUGCUGAGAAAGGAUGUGGAGGCUGGAAAGCCUGAUGAGGAGAUUGAGGUGCCUUGGGCGGGGAGGGUCGUGUUUGAUGAGAAGGUCGAGAAAAUGCGGUUUUAUCAGGUUUAUUUGGAUCCGACGGCGCAGGGUGGGAAGAAAUAAGUACUUAGUUGGGAUUGAGGAGU
Aspergillus piperis CBS 112811 is the source of this 590-nucleotide messenger RNA. RefSeq lists its product as uncharacterized. The record is from RefSeq and is a predicted model, not a curated record. Bases 121 to 567 code for a protein of 148 amino acids. The transcript has 3 exons. NCBI's taxonomy places the organism in Eukaryota, Fungi, Ascomycota, Eurotiomycetes, Eurotiales, Aspergillaceae.